This is a messenger RNA of Porites lobata, 8169 nucleotides long. NCBI's taxonomy places the organism in Eukaryota, Metazoa, Cnidaria, Anthozoa, Scleractinia, Poritidae. The record is from the annotation of a GenBank genome assembly.
AUGGCGUCGAAAAAUAUCACCAGUGACAGUGGCAUAAGUCUUUUUCCCGAGAAACAAAAAACACAAAUUGCCGUCAGGGUAGCUCAGUCUAGCAGUGAUAGCGAGGGCAGCUCAUAUGAAGGAACAGCACGUGACAAUCGGAGCAGCAGGAGGACUUCGCGGAUUCCCAUUCAAGGUCUCCACCAGAGUAGCGUAAGUGACGUAUCUGAAGAUGGUCAUGAGAAAACAAAACCAACAGUGACCGAUUCAGGUGGGAAACACUUUUAUUUACCAUUGGAGACAAAAUUUUUUCCGUGCGCUACUGUUAUAUAAAUUUCCCGCGUUUUCAAGGUGAACAACUACACACGACUUUAUCACGGGUGAAUCUACAGUUCCUUGGAUCGAGAGGGAGUUGCAUUGUUUUUGACAAAUGACACUAGACAUUCUCGUUCAAUUUCAAAACACGCUUGAGUUGGGAGAUCUUGGGAGGUAUAACAAAAGAAUUUUCCGGACCCUUCAUUUUGGAGAGAGAGAGUAGUACACUUGGACCGAGAAGUUGUAUCCUGGAGGCGACACAAUAUAUGGGUGACUCGUGUUGUUGGUUCUCUCCCUUGCUCUGCAAGAUUACACCUAGGAUACUUAAGUUUAAUAUAUUACUUUUCAUUCAUUUAUUUAUUCAAUUUCUUUUUCGUGAACAUUUUUGUUGGUAGGGAUCAAUCUGAAGCAAGGACAAGUCAAAAAACUGCUCGUAAAGGAAUCGUCUACUAAGACAAGUAAAAUCGCACCUUUUGAAGGAAAAAGGAACAAGAAGCCUAAAAUUAGCCUGAGUCCUCGAGAAACAAGAGCAAGUACAUUAAGAAAACAAGCCCAAAUAAAAAAGACGAGCUCUUUGGAUAGCAAGAAAAAUGUUAAUCAGGUAACAUUUUUUUAAACUUUUAUUCAGGGAGUUUGCUAUAAAAAAAUCUAAAAAUACGCUUAAGGGUCAGGUAUAAAAUACUGUUAUUUAAGUGCUGAUCAACCUAUUAAACUAUCAUAAAUUCUUGUUGACGAUCCAAUUCUAACUUAACACUCCUGUUUAGCAGGCGUUAAAAGGGAAAGAGAAAGCCGGGAAAGGGCCGGGGAAUUUGCGCGCGCGCCAAUCGUGCUCUCGCGAGUCCCUAUCCGAGCAAGAUCUGGGCAGGACAAACCUGACAAAACACCACAUUGAUACGGGAAACGCAAGACCUAUCAAACAGCAUCCCCGCCGCACCUCACCGGCAAAGCGUGUAGAAAUCGAGAGGCAAGUUGAAGACUUGUUGCAGCGAGACAUUGUUAAGAAAUCAAGCAAUCCGUGGUAGGAAAGUGAAUGCGAUAGCUAUCAAGGAUGCUUAUCCGCUAUCACGCAUUGACGUUUCUUUGAGCGCGCUUUCCUUUUGCAAAAUGAUUCAGCACGUUGGAUUUGUGUUCAGGGCACUGGCAAGUCCCCAUGGAUCCAGCUAGCAGUGGAAAGGCUGCCUUCGUGACUUCCUAACGAUUGUAUGAGUGGACCGUCAUGCCUUUUGUGUCUACGUCAUCACCAAGUACUUUUUAGCGGUUAAUGGAACUGAUCUUGUCAGGACUUAAAUUUGAGACCUGCUUGAUUUAUUUAGAUGACUUCAUUGUGUAUGGGAAACGUUCGUAGAGAACAUGGAACACUAAGAGGUUUUCGCACGGUUUAAAUCUGCUGGACUUAGGCUUAAACCAAGCAAAUGUGUGCUGUUACAGUAGAGCAUCACGUACAUGGGCCACAUUGUGUCCGAAAGUGUUAUCGAGACAGACCCGGCUAAGGAAGAACGCGUCUGCGAUUGGCCAGUGCCAGAGAAUGCGUAUGACGUAGAGGUUCUUAGGACUUUCCAGCUAUUAUCGGCGCUUUACUCUUAGUUUUGCUAAGUGACCAGACCGCGUUACAAACUGAGUGAAGCUCAGACAUGUAGACUAUGCUUGGACUCCUGAGUGGCAGUCGUCAUUUGACAAGUUGAAGAUCCUAUUGUCAACUGCCCCAGGUGGAGUCUGAAGGGUUUGAGACAGAGUAAACGGAAAAGUAAGACAAACAGGGUGAAACAGAGUUCUUGUCAGCUAAAACUGAACGCUGUCCACCAAGUCAGCCCGACUCUAAAUGAAACACCAUCCGAUGGGAGUCAUCUUUGACUCGAGAGUACCUUAGUGGCCUACAAAGAGAGGAUACCAGCCUCAAGGUCAUAAUCCAAUUCAAGGAGGCAAGCGCUGUGAGGCCGAAGUUAGAGGAUGUUUCUCCAUAUGACCGCCCUGUGAACACACUUUUGGCCCAAUGGGCCAGCUGGAGUUCCGAGUUCAAGUAUUAUGUUGGAGAUGGGAAGAGGAAAGUGGUUCCAGAACCAAGUGCGAGAUCAUCCUCCCCUGAGAACUUGCAAGAGACGGCACUAAGAGCACACCAUAAGCAUACUACUGCGUGUCACCGGGAUGUUAACAAAACACUUGGAGCACUCAGGGAUCGAUACUACUGGCCAGGACUAACUUCACACUUUAAGAAAUGGGUCAGAGCUUGUCAUGAGUGUGGAGCCAAAAAUAACUGGGGUAAGAUUAAAGCAGUAUGUGGUCAUUGACUCCUCGCGGGAAUAAAUUUGUUCUUGUCGUAACGGACUACUUCACAAAAAAGGCGGAAAGCUAUUUUAUCCCGAACAAAGAAGCUUCCACGGUAGCUGAGAAGUUAAUGGGUGAAUUUAUCUGUAGUUUUGGGCUUCCAAGGGAGAUACACAGCGAUCAAGAGGCUAACUUUGAGUCCAAAGUUAUGCCAGAAGUGUGUAAGCUCUUGGAAAUUGAAAACACGAGAGAACACGGCCAGGUAGAAUGUUACAACUGAUCUUUGAUGGAAAUGCUUCGAGGCAAGUUGAAAGAGAGUCAAGACGAUUAGGACUUACAACUUCCCACGUGCAUGACGGCGUACAGGAGUUCCGUCCGUACGUUUUUGUAUCUUCGCGGCUCAAGAGUUCGCCGUCUACAAGGAAACUAGGCACCCUAGCACCUUACACUGUGGACAGUGUUCUUUAAGGGAGGGAGUAGUGUAGCGAAAGCUUAUAGCGUCUAUACCCCUGUUGGGGAAUUUCUCCUCCCCAGUCUACAAGGGGGAUUUUGUAAAGUAGUUUUACGGAUGAAUAACACAUGGCUGCUUGUUGAACUGUUGUGUUUGUUAUGUAUACGUUUAUGUGUUCACAAAUGAGUUCACCGCACUCUUCAUAACAUGGGCUCAUAUCAUAUUUAAUAUGUACAGCUUCAGGAAUCAGAGGCAUAAAACUUAUUGGUUAAUUGACAAUAUAAAUUACGGAACAAAUACAUUGCCAAAUGCAUAAAUAUUAUAUAAAUGGUACUAAAGUAAAUAUCCUGAACAAAACAGAAAUAAUAUAAUAAAAUAUCCAAAUAUCCAAAUAUCAGUAAAAAGUCAAUAGAAACUAAUAGACCUUUCCUGCAUUCCUGUAAACAAAGGCACCAACUCGAGGCUCAGGUAGAUAAAAUACAGUGAUUUGUAUGAAAUUGUCCACCAAAGCCUCGUCCUCACUUCUUUGUGUUUGCUCACUGGAGAUGUAAUGCGGGAAAGGUCUAUGAAAUGCGAAGUUACUUCUUUUUUAGAUAAUCUGGAGGUUAGACACUUGAAUGUUUCAUCAUUAAGUUCAAUCCAUAAUUUAGGUCCAUUAAAUGGAAUAUUAAGUUUGCCAUAAUUUGUUCGGAUCUUUUUUCAAAAAAUAUUUAGCAAAAAUCUUUAACCGUCUUUUCUUCAGAAAAAAUUGAAAACAACGUUCCUCAACAACUGCGAUAGAGGUCUUGUACGGGAAUUCACGGACGAUGAACUCCAUGAGAAAGGUGGAAGCGAGAUAGAUGAGGAAGUUGAAAAAACAGUCUCUAAGGAAGAAAAAGAAGCGCAUCAUUCCCCAUUUGAGAUGGGUGAUGAAACCAAGUAAGUUAGACUAACGAUGAUCUUUUUUGAGGCUAUUUUCACACUGUAACGGAUAGCUUUUGCACCGCCACGAACAUCAUGCCGGAUAGAACUAUUGUUCACACAUAAGAAGGCUUCUGGCAGCGCGAUUUCUGUGACGGAGCAAAGCUGCGCUGCGAAGCGCGCAUCUCAAGUUAAAAGUGGAGCGUCACGUGUCGGAUAGUUUUUGCGCCAUACUUUGGUCAAGUGUGAACACCUAUUCGCACACCGUCGCGGCAGAAAACGUAAAGGAGCGAGGACUGAGACUCACUGAAACGGAAGUAAAUAUUCAGGAGUGAGGACUGGAAUUUAGGGCACCGUGCCCUCUACGCCAAACGCGCGUGCAUGACGUUCGAUGUGUUGUGAACAACUUGUGUCGCCUCAUCCGGCGCCUAAGGCUGUUCAUACUAUAAUGGAUAGCUUCUCGUGGCGCCAUGAAACGCUAUCCGUUGUAUGAACAUAGCCUAAAGCAAUUCGCCCGUCCAUGAAUAAACAUAUAUACAGUCGAACCUCCAUUUGCGAUCACCUCCCAUAAGCGAUCUCCAACUCAAAAUACCAAAAUUUUCCCAGUCAAAACCUUACAGUUGGAACCUCUAGUAAACCACCACCUCUUGUAAGCGACCGCGACCACCUUUUGGUUCUGAUGGUUAAUGGUUUUCCAUGGUUUUUAACCCCUUAUUAUACACCGCUAAAAGUAUGUAAAUAUUCAAAAGCGUUGAAAAAAGGUGACAAACACGAUAUACUACAAAAUUCGGCCAACUUAUGUAUCUGUUCCUUUGUACUCACUUGAAUUUUUAUUUAUUUAUGUAGUGAUAAAGAUAAUGAGCACUCGUUGUCAGAGGAUACGCCAUCUUUUGAUGCAAGCCUCUUGCCGCUCAGCCCAGAGACUGCUGUUGUUACAGAAAUGUCACAGAUCGGCUCUCAUCAGGACAAACGUUUGGUCGCGGAGUUUAAUGGUGUAGUAGAGGAUGACCAGGUCACUUGUGAAAACAACAAGUACGUAUGACAUGAUGUUUAGACCACAGAGUGUCACUGAGAGUUAAUUGCGUCAACAAAUAACAACGUUCAAUCAUGAAACAUGCAUACAUACGAAUAAAAAGGUCUGAUUUGCUUUGUUUAGAAAUUUUUAUCGUACCAGUCUGUAUUGUCUUGGCUUCAUGAAAGUUUUCGUGCAUUUGUUUUCUGCUAAGGUAAAAAGGAAAUAUUGCGUUUUGCUGAUCGAUGUCAGCCUUCUUUGAGUUAGCAGUAUACUUAUUCAUUUUGUCAUCCUUCAAGUGCAAAUACCACUGACAACUCAAUUUCCUAUGUUAUUCUUAUUUUCAAGGGAGGAAGAGGUAGGCUCAAUACAGUUGAAAGAACAGCUUGCGGUGGAUAGAAAGGAAGAGGAGGUAGAAAACAAUUACUCAGAUGACAGCUUCGAGGAAGGAGACGAUGAGGAGGUGUCGUCUUCAAUAGAGGAACGAACUCCAACAUUUGAGUUUAACUUGUCACCACCCAGCAUUAAUAUUAGCGAAUGCAAGGACUCAAAUCAGUCCUUGGGUCAGGAAAAGAUUCCCCGUGACAACGAAGAUGACACUAUCUCGGACAUCAGUGAUCUCGAAAACCAGCCAGUAUCAUGCGAAGAAUCUACAGACAUCAUCACCAGAGGGUCUUUACGGAGACGAAGGAGCAGCUGGGCACUGUUUGAUGAUGAUCCUGCAAGUGAGACAGAGUGUAAAGCACUAAGGGACGAAAUGUUUGAAGACUGUGAAACCAUUGAAUACGAACGCCAACACUAUUUUGGCGACGCUGAAAUGGGCAGUGAAAGGAAACAUUUUGAUGACGAAGAACUAGACCGCAUGGAUGACGAAAUUUUUGGGUUGCUCCGUCCCUCUGGUCAGUCUUCCAGAGCUUCUAUUGUUUUUCCUGGCGACGACAUUGUAGGCUCCCAGAGAGACACCUCAUCUAGAAAGAGAAGGGUUCGAAUAGCUAUUGAGCCUGAAGUGUUCCUGGUGCCAUUUAGCUCAAGAGAAUUUGAAGAACCAUUUUUUGAAGACACUGAAAACACUCCGGAGGAGACGGAAAAAUAUGAGUUUGGACCGUGGAAAAAUAUGAGUUUGGACCUGUUUUAUGAGGGUUCUGAAGAACGUAAAGAUGACGGUGAUGAUUGUAUUGAGGAAGAUAUACCUGAGGAAAUCUGUACGGACGAUCCUAGGUCUGAGAAUGAUUACAACGUAGGUUCUGAAUCGAAUGGUCUGCUUAAACAAGGCAGUUUGUCGACGAAUGUAGAAGACACACAGAUCACUCCUGAUGUAAGUCUCACCCGUGAGAAAGAACUUUUUAACAACGACAGGGAAACAGCAGAAGAGGGCAAUGGCUCUGUUGGGGCGGAUGAACUCAUGAAAGGUAUUUCCGUUCCUACAGUCCAAAGACAUUUGGACUUCAAAACCGAUCCACAAUCUAAGGCAUUUGCUGAUGAUCUGGACGAUUUGCUUGAUAGUGCAGAGGAAGAAAUACAAGCUGCAAUCCGAUGUGGCAAAAUUAAUCUUGCUGCAAAGGAACAUUUGCAUUUACCAAGCGAGAUAAGUGGUUCUAAGGAGGAAGACCUCAGCCAUGGUAUUGAAAACCCCCCUGUUAGUAUUCAAGGCAGGGUGCAUCUCCCAGAUGAUGAAGGAAAAAAGGACAUUUCCAUGGAUGAACAAGAUAGCCUGCGUCGCAGGGAGCAGGAAGAGAUCCCAGAGGAAAGCAUUUCUGAGGAAAUAAAUCUUGAAGAGUUUGAUAUAGGAACCCAGAGUUUCUUUAUAACCAGUACCGUGGUAACAAGUAAAGAUGAAACCUUUUUUAACACAACAGUUACCGAUGAACUGAAACUCGAUGGCAAAGGUCUACUGAAACCCGUCACGGAGCAUGAGCAUCAUUCAGAAAACAAUUCUGAUGAUAUAAAAGGGAAUGAUCAAGUUCAGAAGAAAGACAUAUGCUUGGAAUCUAAUUCAGAUACAAUUCCAUGUCAAAAGAUGUAUGCUACUGAAUCAAUUGCUUUCAAGGUCAGGCUAGACAAUGCCGAGCAGAAAGAGUUCCAAACUAUGAAAGAGGGAACCGAAACUGACAUAAUUCAAGAAGAUUACGUGGAACAACAGAAAACGUUUGAUGAACAAGCCGCCUCGAUGACUUUUGGGAACGGAAAUGUCCUUAAGGCGGCACAGGGAUACGGAAGUGGUGAAACGUUUCAUUCCACCGAGGGAGAAGACGAUGAUAAAGAAUGUGGCCCUGCAGUUUCUGAACAAAAUAGCCGUGAUAACGAAAAUGCUUCUCAUCAUGGCUUUGUAACACAGGAAAAGGGAGAGCAUUUAAUUAGAGAUGAUAGCCUAUAUAAUGUGACAGACCAAGCAAUCGAUGAAUCUUCAAAUACUAGGAAAGACUGCGAAAUUAAGAAAGUGAAAACUACCAUGCCUGAGGUGUUGAAGAAAUCAGCAUAUACUCGGACUAAGAGUUUCAGUUUUGAGAACGGGCGAGCAGGCAAGAAAGUAGCAUAUUCCGAUGAUCAGUACGUAAACGACCUUCACGCGGAGAUCAAGGCUUUAAGGAAAAUCAACGAUCAGCUUAGAUAUGAGCUGAACGAUAAAGAUGAAGAAAAAUACACCAUUGAGUGCAUGAUAAAUUCGGCUAAUAUUGAGAAUGAGAAGCUCAUGGAGCAGCUUGAUAAUCUGGAGAGUGAAAUGCAAACAUUACGUUCGGAGAAAGAAAACACUGAAUUAGAGUUAAAUAGAAGUCGCGACAGGGAGAUGGAAACUUCUCAAGGAGGGUGUUCAUUAGAGGAACUUCACCAGGAGUUCAAGGCGUUGAAAAGCUACAACAAAGAGCUUGAAAUUCAGCUAGAGGAGAACUCUAACCAAAGACGUAACAUGGAUUUUGUUGUGGAGCAAGUUAACCUUGAAAAUGAGAGUCUUUUAGAGAGAUUGGAUGGUCUGGAAUCAGAGUUGAAAGAAGCAGCGUUUAGCAAAAGGGCUCUUGAGGCCGAAAUAACAGAAUGUAAAGAGAGUCUCGAGCAGAAAAAGUACGAAAAUGAAAGUCUCUCUCAAGAACUUGAGAAGCUAAAAGAUUUACAUGCGAGAACAGACAGCAAAAUUUUGGAGCUCAGUGGCAAAAAGGCGUAUGAGAAUUUAUUUGGAGAGUCGGACACAGCGACAAGGCUUAAGUUUAGCUCAAGAGAUCAAACAAGUCUCUUCUUCUUUUGUACAGAUGAGUAA